Molecule: messenger RNA, 1059 nt
Organism: Colletotrichum spaethianum
Lineage: Eukaryota; Fungi; Ascomycota; Sordariomycetes; Glomerellales; Glomerellaceae
Exons: 3
Coding region: 1-1059 (352 amino acids)
Biological process (GO): fungal-type cell wall organization
Cellular component (GO): plasma membrane; cell cortex of cell tip
Source: RefSeq, a predicted model, not a curated record
AUGCUCGGUAUCGGUGGCCGGCUAUCUGCGAUCAUUCCCAUCAUCGCUUCGGCUGUCGCCCUCGCACUCUCCAUCGUCUUGUUGGCAGCUGGAACUAGCACAGGCAAUGCAGGCAACAAUUACUACUUAUCGCUAAACACGUCGAAAGUUGGCCAAAACAUAAUCAAAAUCGAGGCGGCAAACAACACCAAUGGAAAUGGUAACGGAGGUGGCGGUCUGCUCAACGGCAUUCCCGGAGACCCAACGGGCAUAUCUCAGGGCAUUGGUAAUGCCUUGGGCGGGCUACUCGGGAAUCUCACCAACGCCAUCGGCGAUGGCGUACAAGAUGUUCAGGGCCAACUUAUUGGAAACCUGACCCAGAUUCUCGGUGUCAAAGAUAACUACCGCCUCUAUUUGACAAAAAUGUGCGAAGCCACCUACGCCGACGAAAACAACCCCAACAGCAAGGUCACUGUCAACAACUGCGAGAGCUACGAUGACAAGGGUGCCGGCCUGAGAAACAUCACCGAUUCCAUCCCGUCUUACUUCGUCGUCGGCACUGCCAACGUUUCUGUCCCGCUCGUUGCUGCGAUGGCCGGAACCUUCGAUCAAGUCGUCAACCUAGCCAGCGGCGGCGCAAAGGCCAUGACCGCUCUCCUUGCAAUCGGCACCGCAUGCACAGGUAUUGUCCUCUUGGCAACUUUGCCCAUCCUCUUAUUUGGAUUUCUCCGCAUCCUCGUUCUCGUAUCACUCGUCUUCUCCUUACUCGGCGCUCUCGUUCUCCCCGCGUUCGCUGCGGUCACAACCGGCAUCAUUUACGGCGGCAAGAGCAUGCUGAACCAAUCCAUGAAAGCGUUUGGCAUGCAGAUCCAGACAGGUGGGCCUUUUGUCGCCAUGGCUUGGGUCGCGGCUGUGGCUUCGAUGGCUGCCUCCACGUACUGGUUCUUGGUCUGGUUCGUCAGCUUCAGACGCACGGCGUUCAGCAGGCGCAAGCGUACUGAGAGCGAGAUCGGCAACUGGAGAGGUAUCUUCCGGGAAGUGAAGGGCGAUUUGCGAACGUGGGAGGGAGGCGAGAAAUAA